This is a messenger RNA of Symphalangus syndactylus (siamang), 1915 nucleotides long. RefSeq names its product histidine-rich glycoprotein-like. The record is from RefSeq and is a predicted model, not a curated record. Lineage: Eukaryota; Metazoa; Chordata; Mammalia; Primates; Hylobatidae.
UGCUCGGUCCUGUGCAGCAGCUGGCCCCAUAUAGGUUUCCUGCGCCACGGCCUGGAGUGGCCCCUGCAGCCCUUAGGAACCUGCUCGCCCACGAGGACACCCUGACCCCAUCUGAGUCAACCAAAGCUGCCCAGGGACACCAGGGCACCCUUCUGUCUGCUCCAGGCAAAGCCACCAGGACCUCUGCAAGCAGCUGGGUUGGGGUGGAGAAUCAGCCCCCACAUGAUUCUGGGAAAACCCACACACCACACACAUAUGCCACACACACACCACACAAACACAGAUACACACACACCACACACAGACCACACAAACACCACACACACACACACCCCCCACACACACAAACACAUGCACACACCACACAAACACACAUACACAUACACCACACAAACACACAUGCAGACACGCCACACACCACACAAACACAUACACACACACCACACACACACACCAUGCAAACACCACACAUCACACAUACACACCACACAAACACACAUACACACACACCACAUAAACACACACCACACACACACACCACACACACACACAUACACACCAUACAAACAUAUACACACACCACACAUACCACACACACAUACACACCACACAGACAUACCACACACACCACACACACAUACACUACACGCCAUGCACCUGUGCCACACACACACACACCACAUACACAUACAAUGCAUACAAACAUCACAUAUACAUUCACCACACACACACAUAAAACACACAUACCAUCCAUACCCACACCCAAACCACACACUAUGCACAUAUGCCACACACACAACACACACAUAUACACCCAAACACACCACACAUCACACACCCACAGCACACACCCAUACCACAUACAUACAUAUAUACAAAUAUCACACACAUACACUGCACAGCACACACAGAUGCCAAACCACACGCCAUAUACAUACACAUACAAUACACACCACACCAACACCCACACUCACAACCACACACCACACACAUACCACACACCACACACACCACCCAUACCACAUCCACACACACUACACCACACACACACCACAUACCACACACAUACACAUACACCACACCACACACCACAUUCAGACCACACACUACACACCACACCCACAACAUACCACACACAAACACAUACAGCAAACACCACACACAUACACCUAUAUCACACACCAUACCACACACCACACACCCCCGCCACUCCACAUCCACACACACCCACACACACACACCUGCAUGCACACACCACACAUGCACAUACAUCACACAAUGCACACACCUACACGCCACACCCACGCUACACACAUCACACACCUACCAAACACAUCACACAUCACAAUGUACACAUAUGCCACACACACACAACACCCAUACUGCUCACACCACACACCUACCACACAUACCACAACCAUAAAACAUGCAUUCACAUACACUUCACACACCACACUCACCACACAUAUACACACCAUACCACAAAUACACCUACACACACCACACCUGUACCACACACAAACAUAUCACAUACACCACACCACACACAUACACUCUACACAUAUGCACAUGCACAUCACACACAUUCACCCACCACACCCUCCACACACUACACACAUACACACCAUACCACACACAAUAUACACACAGCACACUCAUAUAUACCACACACAUAUACACGAAUCAUACACACCACACUCACCACUCAUAUCAAAAACACACUACACACAGCACAUCCACACCACACACAUCAAAACACAACACACACUCCCCCCUUAUCAUUUAUAAGCAGCUACAGAGUUGUUUCAACUGCGAGCAAACCAUGACUGGGAGGACUGGAAGGAAAUUCUCCACCGUGGCCCCUCACUGACUUCUCCUUGGGGGGCCUCUCCAGACUCAUGUUUCUCUUUCUGCU